Molecule: messenger RNA, 7726 nt
Organism: Nymphalis io (European peacock)
Lineage: Eukaryota; Metazoa; Arthropoda; Insecta; Lepidoptera; Nymphalidae
Product: zinc finger protein OZF-like
Exons: 10
Coding region: 98-1102 (334 amino acids)
Biological process (GO): regulation of transcription by RNA polymerase II
Cellular component (GO): nucleus
Source: RefSeq, a predicted model, not a curated record
CUUUUCACUGACUAGCUGUCGUAUAAUGAGAAAAAUACUAAUAUUUUCGGAUCUUGCGUUGUUUUUGUUACUGAAUUACUAAUUUUACAUCUGUACAAUGGAUAAAUGUGGAAUCUGCUUAAAACCUACAGUUCCACUUUUUGAAACUGGUAAAGAUGGGGUAUACGCUUGCUUUAAAUGCCAACCUUUGGUCCCAGAAGUUACAUUAGAUGAUAAUAAUUUGGAUGAAUCCGAGCGGCAGUCACAAUCUUCAAAUAAAGAUGAGGACAACGAAGGAAGCCUCUAUUGUAACAUCUGUAAUAAAUCAUUCCAGAAGUCAAUGCAGCUUCAGAACCAUAUGCGAAAUCAUCGCGCCGAGAGGCGCUUUGUGUGCACUUACUGUAAUAAAGCAUUCUCUCAGUCUAACAAUUUGAGGGCACAUCUUCGUAUUCACACAAAUGAACGUCCAUACAAGUGUCAAGAGUGUGGAAAAGCCUUCACUCAGGUUACAAAUUUAAAUAACCAUGUCCGCCUUCAUACUGGUGAGAGGCCAUUUGUUUGUCCGGAGCCCGGAUGUAAUAAAGCAUAUGCCCAGGUGACAAAUUUAAAUCAACAUCGCAAGAGACAUAUGACAGGACGACCCAUGGAACACACUUAUGAUUGCACAGUCUGCGGCGAGAGGUUUUCACAAAGGAAUCACAUGUAUACACACAGAAGAGAAGCGCAUGACAUCAAGAGCCCCGUGCGGAGCGCCGCGCGACACGCGUGCAAGCUGUGCGCCGUCAGCCUGCCCAGCGAGCGCCUGCUGCAGCUGCACAUGGAGCAGCACGCGCACGACAAGGACUCCGCCGAGGAGCACAAUUGGGGCGUGUCGUGCGUGUUCUCGUCGUGCGGCGUGCGGCUGUCGUCGGCACGCGAGCACACGGAGCACCUGCUGCGCGCGCACCAGCUGCGCGUGCUGGCCGCGCACCACGCGCACCACGCGCCGCCGCGCCGCGGACGCCCGCCCAAGAUAAUGAAAGAUCCACUCGAACUCUCCAACACGGAUUACGACGAAGACAAAAUCAUAAAAGAGGAGCCUCAAUACUUGCCCAAGUUGAAAGUGCAGAGUUUGUUUCAGUGAUAGAGACAUAUAAAGGACAAUUACAUAACCAGUAAUGCUAUUCUGUAAGAACAAACUCGAAACACGCCGCAGAAAACGGUCGUAAAUGAAGGUCAGAAAGUGAUAUGCGAAAUUGUCCAUGAUAAUUAUAAUAUUUCAAGAAUACAAGCAUCAAAAUAGUAUAUCAUCCAUAAGGCGGUUGUCAAGAUUUCACGAGUGAGUAAUGAAGGAAGUUCCUACAGAAUAGCACUGCAGAUGAAAAUGAUCUAAUCUAUUCAUUUUUUUUUAUAGAAAGAACCAUAUAUUGUACUUAGUUGGAUAAUAUUGCAUAUGAUUCGAAAGUUAUUUGCUAAGUUAAAAUGUUCAAGAGAUCUAUAGUUAUAAAUAAUUAUAGUAUAAUUAAGUGAUAAAUAUAAGUGCAAUUUACUUAAAAUUAUGUAGUUAUAAGUUGUAAAGAUUAUCAUAGAGUAAAAGAGAUAUUAUAGGCAAUAGUGAUACACAGAUUAAAAAGUUAACGAGAAUAUUUUAUAGAGCAUCAAAAUUUUAUUUUGAUUUUUUUGACAUUUGAUGUUUUUUUUUUUUUUGUUUUAAAUUAUUUACGAAAAUAAUUUGGCCUGAAUGAAGACAGUUUUAAAAUAAUAUUUUUUAAAAACGAAGACAAGUAGAAUUUUAUAAUUAAAAAUAUAAGUACAUUUUAUUUUUUAAGAAGUGCUAACGAAAAAUAUAUUAAGAAAUUAAAGUUAUUUGUAUAGUAUCUUUUUUAGAUUACUAUAUUAAAAAACUAUUUAUUUUGUUUACGGAAAAUAGAAUUGUCUAUGAGGCGUUAUUUGAAUCUGAAGGCUACGAAUGACGGAUAGUAGGUUAACUGUAUGAAGAUCUUCUUCCUGCCGUUAUCCCACUACGUGGCACGACAUGUAUUUUCCUUCCACUUCUCUCUGCCACUCGUCAUUUCAGCACUUUCAUACACAUAUCAUUUCUUACGCAAUUCAUCCACGUUUUCUUCGGCCUCUCCCGUCCCCUAUAUCCAUCAACAUUCAUACUCAUCACCCUUCUAGUAACAUGCUUUUUAUGCCUCCUCAUCACAUGCCCAUACCACGCUAAUCUAUUGCUCUUCAAUGUUUCAUUUAUUGGCGGUACUUCAGACUUCCUCUGAUAUACUCGUUUCUUAUCUUGUCUAUUCUAGCUACACCGCACAUCCUUCUUAACAUUCGCAACUCUGCCACAUGUAUUUUUUUUACAUCCACUUUUUUUUUACCCAACAUUCAGAAUCAUUUUUUUUUCAAAACAUUCAGGUCUAAUGAUGGUCUUAUAAAUCUUCCCUUUUAACUUCAAAGGCACUCGUGGGUCACAAAUGGUCCCAGAGACCUGUCGCCAUUUCAUCCACCCUGCAUUUAUCCGGUUCCUCACGUCACUGUCAAUGUAACCAUCGUUUAGGAUUGAUGAACCCAGGCAGCGAAAAUCUGAGCAUAUUAGUAGAUGGACACCAUUUAAAGCUCGUGGGAAAAAUUCUAGGUACCACCGAAGUCGAAAACGGAUGUUCCGUUUUGGUUCUGCUUAUUUUUAAACCGACUCUCCAAUCUUUCCCGCCAUUUUUCGAGCUUGCUCUUACCUCGUUUGCAUUUUCACUAACGAGAACAAUGUCGUCGGCAAAGAGCAUACACCAGGGUGCCUCCUCCCGUAUGUCCGAUGUCCCAUUAUGAGGAGGAACAAAAAGGGCUUAAAGCCGAUCCCUGGUGUAAGCCCAUAGCCACAUCGAACGCGUCAGAAACACCGACUUCGGACCGGAUGCGUAUACUAGUACAGAUGGCAUACAUAUGGAUACAUGGCACGGAUAAACUGCAGGUACUUCACAGGCACUCUUUUCUCUUUCAAAGUCCACCACAGAACCUCGGGGUACUCGAUCGUACACCUUUUUGAGAUCAACGAAAACUAUGUGUAAUUUCUUAUGUGCACGUCUGUACUUUUUACACAGUAGGCGUAACGCAAAUAUGGCGUCCUUUGUUCCUCGUCCGGGCAUAAACCCAAACUGGCUCUGGGUCACCUCACUCUCUUCUCUUAUUCGUCUCGCUAUCACUUUCUCCCAAAUUUUCAUGCUAUAUGACAAAAGCUUUAUACCUCGAUAGUUGCUACAAUCCUGCACAUCGCCAUUGUUUUUUAAAAUGGGUACCAGUGAACUGUUGCACCGUUCAUCCGGGACCGCCUCUUCUUGCAGCAACUUUGUUGAGGUGCAUACAUACUUACAAUAUUCAACAUCAAAUCGUCUUUUAUUACUUUAACUAACAUACAUCCUUCAUUCACACUUUUAACUUCAACCACACAUUCUUUUAGUUCUCUCUCCAGAACUAUUCACACACCAUUCCUUUUUUCAUCGCUUUCAUAGUAGAAAAACUUGUAGUCUUCACCAAUUUCUCUAGCUUUUGUUCCCUUCCACUUAGUCUCUUGUAAACAAGCCACAGUUAUUCUUCUUCAUUUCAUGAUAUCUGCUAAUUCUCUGGCCCUUCCAGUAAUCGUUCCUGCAUCCAGCUUGCUAUCCUCAGUCUUACUUCCCGGACUCGCUUUUACGUUGCACCCGCCCCUGAUGCAACAACCCUUGUCCAUUUCUCACAGUGAUCGGGUGCUGACCCUAUCACUGUUUUCCUUUGCAAUCAAAUCCAUAUUGUUGUAAGGUUUUGGCUUAUGUUUUAUAGCAGGCCGCCUGCCUGACGUCAACCUUUCCCCGCCACCAUGCGGGUUCCUCAAGGUGCUCGGUGGAAUGUGCAAAAGGUCCUUCUUCCCUUAGGCGCUUCUACGACAUCCAUUGGAGGAGAUGGAUUAGCCCUGAUCUUAUCUUGCCGGGAACUAAACGGCGUGAAGAUGAUAUGAAGAUGAUAGAUACUAUUGUUUCGAUACAAAAAAAGUAAACGUCACUGAAACAAUUCUACUAUCCGUAAUCAAAACGAGUAGUUUUUUAAUAUAGUAACCUGGCUUAACUUACUAGUAACCGCAGGCUAUUGUCGAACAUAAUUGUAUCCUUUCGAGUAUAAUGGUAGUUCAAGCUGACUUAAUUUAAAAGUGAUACAUCACCAUCAGUAUCGUUUUUAAUUUAAAUUUUGAAAUGUUUCACAAUAAGCCUGGCGUUUUAUUACAAAUAUACUAGUAAGUAGGUAGAAUGACUUUGAGAAGGCAUUUAUAAUUACCUAACGGUAUCGCCGUAGUCUAGUUAUUACUACAUUUCGAUAAUAACAAUUUCUAUAAUUUUGUCUAUAUAAUUGUUUAUUGACGGCGUGAGGCUGGACUUCACUUUAUAAAAAAAAACCUGUAUCGUUUAUUAAAAAAUAUUGUGAAAAAAAAAUUAUUAAUAAGGUUCCGUACCAUAUUUUGGUGAAAAAUUACUACUACACUUACCAGUGUUUGUUUGUCAUUUUCCAAUUAAAGUGAUCGGAUCAAGACAUAAUUAAAUAUUUCUUAUAUUUUUAUGGCGCAAUGUCAUAUUUAACAUAUGAAUAAAGAAUUGGGGCAUUUAUUAAUUAUUGGAUGAUGGAGAAAUCAUAAAUGGAGGUGUCUAAUAAAAAUUAUUUAUGUAACAAACAUUAUUAUUAUACAAACACAUUUUUAUUUUUUUUAUUAUUAUAAAUAGAAAAAAUAUAUUUAAAAUUAAGCUUUUAUAUACAAACAAUCUUGUCUGCUUGCUUGCUUGCUGUCUGCUUGCUUGCAAUAGUGCUGUUGGCCUGUUGAGGAGUUCCUAAGCGUGGAGCCAAUCCUUUGUGUAGGUCAAUCAAUCAAGUCAUGCUUACCAUAAAAAUUCAAUGAACCAACACGUAAAAUUUCAACUAAUUCAGCUUGCAAUAAUUAAUUUUAAACUAAUUUCUAAUUUUUAAUAAUUAAAUUAAUUUCUAAUUCAGCUUGCAAUAAUUAAUUACAACAAUCUAAUGGACAUUGCAAGUUCAAUUAAAACUUGUAUAUAAAUAUAUAUGUAUAAAGGUUGUGCCUCAAAAAGUAAGUCUUCUAAUUAAAAUUGAACUGCAACGUAAUGAAAAAUCCGAACAAAGUGAGCUCAUGUUACGUUUGGUGUUUAAGUAUUAACAUGAACUGAAAUAUGGUACGGAGCCUAUUUUGCGAGAUUCGAUUAGCAUAUAUUCUUUUUUUAAUGUCAUUCACUUGCAUUUUUGUAAUUAAAAAUAAAAUACCUAGUGAUAUAAUAUACCUAGCGGAUGCACAAAUGUUUGUUUUGGAACUAAUAGGUGUUGUGAACUCUGUCCCAUUAGUUAUUUCAACUCUAGAUACGUUAUACAUUCAAAAUUAUCUUAGAGAAAGUAAGACAACGGUCUCUCAUUCAUUACCCACGGUGUGUGACGGCCGACGACCACGAACGUAACAACGGUGCGUGUAAAUCUGUGGCGGUCUUGAGAUUUUGAGCCAUUUUGACAUUCCAAAACGACAAGGUCUUUGAAGUUACCGACUUGCGCCGGUUUCGAUACACCGCCCCGGACUUGCUCUGCGCUUUCAUAUGAUACUCUUCCCAUUGUGUAUCGGUGCGGGCAUGUCCGCGUCAGUCCGUAGAUAUUGUUUGAUAAAUUACCACAAAAGUUCAUUUCUAUACUUUCUCCACUUUUCUAGUUUUUGUGAAACAACUCGAUGUUAACAAAAUAAAUAACCAAUACAAUAGUAACUUAUUCUUAAACAUAUCAAUAUAUUCUUGAUUCAAGUAGGAUCUUAUAUUCUCUUAUUAAUCGUCAUGUAACAGAAUUAAAUGACGUAAACAAUGACUGCUCAGGGAUGUAGCUUCUACCGAGAAGUACCGGCAAGAAACUUAGUAGUUACUUUUUUUCAAAAAUGUACACAAGUGUGUUAUUUGAAUAUAAUUGUUAUUGUUAGUUUUUUUCCUUGAAAAUCAACAAAUACUAAACUAGCUGACCGAUGAAUCUAGUGUUUUUAAGAGCACAAAUAAAGCCUAUUUUGUUGUUCGAUGUAUAAAGAUUUUCAUAUUUAUCUCUUACUAACUAUCCAGUUAGUACAAUACAAUAUUUUCAUACUUUUGAGAAAAUGUCAUGAAUUAUACUUGGAGUUCGUUUUGAAUGAAAGUAUCGUGUCUAGAGAUGAAAUGUCUCGAUUACUUUUAAAAUAAAAUCAAUCGUCUCGUUCAUUUGAAUUAAGUUUUGUUCAUACGUUACAGAUUAUAUGCUAAUGGUACAGAGGGUUGAUAUCUUGGCAACGGUUUGCCUGAAAAAGUAUUAUUUGAUGUGUAAGAAAAAUAAUAGUAUUAGAUGUGAUUUUGUUUGGGAUUGUAAUGAUAUCUCAUCUUGCUGAGGAGCGUGUACGAGAUGAGACACACGCGUGCUAACUUGUAUGUAUAUCUAAUGAAACUCACUUUUAUGUAUUUUGUUUUGAAGUCAUUCAAUCUAUGAAAAUAUUUUAUUUAACGAAUCAGAAGCCGAAGAUUGUUUUUUGUUCAAUGUGUAAAUAAUUUGUAGUCGAACUCACACUACAAACACAAAUGGGCUUAAGCGGAUAUUUUAUAGAACAUCAAACUGAACAAUAUGCUGGCAUAAAUAUUGGAUGUACGAUUACGUACAAUACAUUAAAAAUAUAUUCUAUCUGUUCGUAAUAUAUUAAGUAGAUAACUUUUAUAUAAUGCCGUUAGUACAAUACAGUAUAUUAUAUUAGAGUAUUAUCGUGACGUAUUUUUUUUACUAGAUUGUCAAUCAGAAUGUAAGAUUGAACGGUAUUUUUUAUUUUAUUUGAAAGCAUAACAAGUGAAAACGUGAAAUUAGAUCAUAAUAUUGUUUUUUUUUUUUUUUAACAAAUAUCAAAGGAACGGCUGUAGGUCGAUGAUCAUUCUUGAAUAAGUAAAACAAAACGACACAAUCGGCAUUAACAUUCCGCAGUACUAUUGUGGCAUUUAACCCCGCCACAAUAACAAGUUAAGGUCAAAAUAUAUUUACUCCAAUCUUAACGGCUAUACCUGCCUCUAACCAAUGAUGUUUUGCCUAAUGUUCGUUGUUGUAAGUGUGAAAUAAAAAACAAGUACUCCGACAUAUAUGAACUAUAUUUAAUAACGAUCUAAAUUUAAGAAAACACGUGCGUUAGAGUCGAAGUUCGGAUAAUAAAUGAAGUAUAGGUAGGCACAAUAAUUUCCUUCCUUUUUUUUAAAAGUUUAUACAAUAAUAAAAAAUGGAAUACAACAAAAUAAACGAAAAAUAAAUAAAUUCCGUGACAGCACACAUACGGUGUAUACAUGCUUUACAUGAAAUGUAAGGAACAUUUCACUAUAUUGCCGUGUCGCGUAAAAGAGAUUGCGUAUUUAAACUAUUACGACAAAAAAAGAUAGCUAGUAUUUGUCAUUUAUGCGUUUAUUUAUGCAGAUCAACCAAUUAAAUUAAAAAAAAAAUGUUAAUUUUCCGGCAUUCUGUUUCCAAUGCGAGGCCAUAUAUAUUUAAGGGUGAGUUUCAUUACAUAUACCCAAGUGAGUGCUUGCUUCUGUAGGUAUUUUAGUAUAAGGUGCAAAUGUUCCUAUGAGUGUCAGAUUAUUGGAUCGUAUUAUGGAUGGACAAAGUGUUGUAUGUAGUAUAGUCGACAGUUUCAAUGUAUCUAGCCUUGUUAAGUGGAAGCGGUGGAGAUUUUUCUAUUAACAUACACUUAUCUUAUUAAAUAUACAAUUUUCAACUA